AAAUUGAUAACGUAAAAACGUGAUAAUCAUUAAUUUGGUGCCUUGGUGGUUUUUAAAACGAACUGGCAUCAAAAAAUUUCAUCUCUUGUUUUGUUGUUGCUUAAUCAUCAUGUUAAUGUGACAAACAAAAAAAAAAAAAAAUGAAAACACCUUAUGGAUACUGUGACUUACGCGUCGAGAGGGUGAACGAUGACAUUAUCGAUGCUUACAUUGAACAUGGGUAUAGCAUAAUCGCUGUAAACACUACACUAAAUUGUUCAUUAUUAGGCAAUGUAAAUUCUAAUAAAAAAAAGAGAAAAUUUGCAGAAUGUAAUGAUGAAAAUGAUGAAGAAAAAGAUUGGGUUCCUACACCCAAGUUAAUAAAUGAUAAUUACUCCAAAUUAACCAUUCUGAAUCGUUUGACCAUCCAAAUAACAAAUAUUGGACAACUGCAAAAAAUUUUGAGUUCUCAAAAUUUCAAAUUGUAUAAUAUUCUAGCAGUAGAACCAUUAAAUGAUAAAAUUUUUCAGGACAUAGUCACUUCACCAUCAGUUGAUAUAAUAACUUGUAAUAUGAAAACAUCUAUAACUCCAAAGGACUACACAAUUGCAAUUGAAAAAAACAUUUAUUUUGAAAUAUCCUAUUGUCCAAUGUUAUUUAAUUCAAAUAUACGUCAAGAUACUUUUACUUUAGCUCAUCUACUUUAUAUUAAAGGAAAAUCAAAAAACUUAAUAAUUACAAGUGGGGCAGCAAAUAAACUAGACAUACGCAAUCCUCAUGAUGUGAUGAAUUUAGGUAUUUUACUAGGUCUUUCUAGAAAACUAUCAAUGAAAUCAAUCACUCAAGGAUGUUAUUCAAUUAUUUUAAAGAGCUAUGGUCGAAAAUUAGGAAAGUCUGCGAUACAUUUAAAACCUGUGAAUAACAAUUCUUAAUAUUACAAACAAUUUUUGACAUAUAUUAUUGGAUUGAUAUUAAGUUUUGAAUGUAUUAUAUAUAUAA
This is a messenger RNA of Diuraphis noxia (Russian wheat aphid), 978 nucleotides long. It is a transcript of the gene Rpp30, whose product is annotated as ribonuclease P protein subunit Rpp30. Gene Ontology annotation, cellular component: nucleolar ribonuclease P complex. NCBI's taxonomy places the organism in Eukaryota, Metazoa, Arthropoda, Insecta, Hemiptera, Aphididae. Gene Ontology annotation, molecular function: RNA binding. Gene Ontology annotation, biological process: tRNA processing. The record is from RefSeq and is a predicted model, not a curated record.